AUGCUGCAACAGCGGCAGACGUCGGUGGAAGAGGUGGCUCCUACACCAUGGAAGCGAACCAGGGGUCAAACAGGGACGAGUAAUACCAUCACGUCCAAGGGCAAGGGCAAGGCCGCCAUAGCGAGGGGUCGAGCCGACAAGGCGGAAUCGCCUCAUUCGACUCGUCUGAUUACACCCGUUUCCAUCGAGACCUCUGUCAUUGUUUCGGGUAGGAAAGGAUGGAAAAGCGAUUUGCAGCACUUGAAUACGACCUGGAAAGAUCACCGCAUUCAGGGGUACGCUGGAAUGUGGUGUUGGAUCAAGACUUACCAUCACGUAUCAGGCAUCGGAUCUGGUGAUGCGGAUGACUCCAUCAACCUACGUAUAAAGUAUGAAGACGACGAGAGAAAUUUCCAUGAUCUGACCAUCCAAGCUGUAUUUAAUAGCUCAUCACAGAUCUCUCGUCUUACCCUCGAUCCUAUACCCUCUUACUCUUCUCGGAGACUUCAGUGUCUUCCUCCGUGGAAAAAGACUUUUGAGAACUUUUCCAACAUCUACGGGCUAGGCCUCGAGGCGCUGAUCAAGCGGAUCAUCAGGUCACUUCAAGGUGACAAGGAUGCGAACGCUGGGGAACUCGUCGAAUCAGAUUCAGAUGACGGAGGAGAUUUUGACGUGGAAAAUACGGGGUCUGAGUCUUUGAGCAUCGGUCGAGGAUUCGAGAUUGCAAAAGGCGGAGAGUUGGACCUAGGUACAUCGUGGAAAGAGUUGAAAGAACACUUUGCGCAAACUCGAGUCUUUGGCUAUAGACCCGGAUUCACCAUGGUAGCUGAUGCCUGGGUCUUCUCCCUGUCUAUGCCUCUGAAGAGUAUGGCUCUCGACCCGAACACGCUGGCAAUUUGGGACGAUGGUCUUCUCAGAGCGUGGAAUGACGACGAGCGAUUCACACUCCUCGUCAAAACUUGUGACUAUCCACUUCACCUCGAUCGCAUAGAGUACUUCAUUGGAUUCGAGAAGAAUUACAAACCUUCCGCAGACACCAUCAAGAACUCAUUGCAGCACGAACGAGGAGGUAUGACACCAUUUUACCUUGCUGAAAGUCUACGAAACUAUUUCAAAGAGUUCCCCAAGGCAUACAAAGCUCGAGUGGCCUUCCUGCUCGAUUGGGAUACAAGCGAUCGCAUAGCUUUCGAUCAUGAAGAGUCUCGAAAAGUCUUCAGCGGAGAUCUAGUGCCCUCUGGGACGGGAGCAGACCCUUCGGACCCUUGUGGCUUUGGUUUCAGCGACAAUCUGGCUCUCUGUGCUUUUCACUGGAUUGUCAGGCGAUUCGUCAAUGCAAGGGAACAUUGCUUGAAUUGCGGCCUGGCGGUCCCAACUCCAGCUCUUCGUCCUUAUGUCUGCGACAAGCCUUUGUGCGAGUAUCGAUACUUGACCAUGGGAUUCGGUCCGUCCAUGGAGCACUUGAUUCAGGAACAUCCUGGGGUCGUCGAUCUCCUCUUGACAUUUGCAUACGACGCUGCCAAUUCAAAGACCAGAAUGUUUUUACCCACCGAACUCAAUAUCGAGUUGCCCAUAGAGUUUGGCAUCCAAUCGCCCAAAUACCUCAUCGACCUGUCCGAACUCGAUCAACGCCGAGCUAUUGCCUUUCUCAUCUCAUGCUUGCCCAAAGUCUCCGAGAUGAAAGCGGCCAUUGACUCUGGAGUCAAGAUCAAGGAUCUACCAGCGCCUCCGGGAGCCAUCGGCGUACUAAGAUGGGUCGUCGGAAGUUGUCGAGCACAUCUGAAGGAAGUUAUGCCUGGAGAAGGGGCUCUCACACCGAACGAUAGCAUAAUAUUCUUCGGACUGGUCUGGACUUUCAAGAGACUGCGAAUGGAAGAUUACGGUCACGGCGUGUAUUUUGCCCGCAACGCGAGCAUGUCUUUAGGGCAGUACAGUCAACCUGCUGGAUCUCGUAGACAAAACGCGGAUUUUGUGCUCACAAAAGCCGUGGCAUGUGUCGAGCUGGUAAAUGUGCCGGAGACAUUCGUCUGUUGCAACCCGCACUACGUUGUCAACAAGGUCAAGCAGAUCAAACCUUUCCUACUCCUUGUAGAGGGUCAAGGCAUCCCCAUCCCAGCGAUACCAACUACAAAGAGACUCUUUCAGCACGAUCCUCGCAUUCCACCUCACAUGAAGCCUUCGUUCUCCAGUCAGCCGCUCGAAGUGGUACGUGUGAGAACGCUUUCGCAACUCAUCAGCGAUAGGCGAUGCCGGACAAGUACAGCAAAAUGGCAUUUAUCGAUACUCAACCGGACGACGAGCAGGAUGCAAAGUUCAACCCAUCACCUCCUCGAUUUAUCCCGUCGCCCAGGAGUCGUUUCGAUAGGUUCGAACAGAUGCCUCCACCUUUCGUCGACCUCUGUCAUUGCCAGUAAAGCCGUUCAAAGGGAACUCAAAGCGGUCAUCAGAGCGCAAGAGGAAGAUCAGCUUCCGCUCUAUAUUGACCCCGACACUGAUAGCUUGUACUGCUGGACUGUCGAGCUGUUUGACUUUCCAGCCUCGAAUCUAAAGAGCGACAUGGAGAUCAAGGGUGUCAAGUCGAUGAUCGCGGAGCUUCGAUUUCCGGCUAGCUUCCCACACUCUCCGCCCUUUAUGAGGCUUCUACAGCCAAGAUGCUUGCCUUUCGCCUCGGGAGGUGGUGGACACAUUACUGCUGGUGGAUCUAUCUGUCAUGAAAUCCUAACUGGAACCGGUUGGAAUCCCGCCUUUUGCAUCGAGGCGGUCGUCAGGGAUAUCAUGGCGAAUAUGACCGAAGCUUCGCCUCCUGCGAGGCUUGACCCGUAUCAUUGGGAUCGACCGUAUCACCUGCAGGAGGCGAUUCAAGCAUUCAAGCGGGUGGCAGGGGUACACCUAAGACAUGGUAGGGAUGGGAAGUGCCUAAGGACUUUGACAAGAUGGCCAGAUAGAAGGCGACGAGUGACACUGAACAUGGAUGAUGAUGACCAGAUAUGA
Kockovaella imperatae is the source of this 2967-nucleotide messenger RNA. RefSeq lists its product as hypothetical. Lineage: Eukaryota; Fungi; Basidiomycota; Tremellomycetes; Tremellales; Cuniculitremaceae. The coding region runs from base 1 to 2967 and encodes 988 amino acids. The record is from RefSeq and is a predicted model, not a curated record. The transcript has 20 exons.